AUGGCGGCAUUGGGCUUGCUGAUGCGAAACUGUCGCAAAUCGCUUAUGCUAGACUUGGCUGUCCAACUAACUAUUUAUUUUUUUAUAGGUGUUUACAUUGUGGCCGCAAAGCGUACUGCUUUCGGAACGUUCGGAGGAGCUUUUAAGAACAUCAAUCAGACACAAUUACAGACAGCAGCUGCCAAGGCUGCUAUUGCUGCCUCCGGCGUAAGCCCUGACAAAAUCGAUACCGUUGUUAUUGGUCACAUUAUGACGUCGUCUUCUACCGAUGGUACAUUCUUGCCCCGUCAUGUCAGUCUUUCUUGUGGUGUUCCAAUUGAAAAGCCCGCUCUUGGUGUCAAUCGACUUUGCGGAAGCGGUUUCCAAUCUAUUGUUAACGGUGCUCAGGAUAUAAUUAUGGGUAGUGCUAAGAUUGCACUUACUGGUGGUGUUGAAAACAUGUCUCAAGCUCCCUUCAUUGCGCGUAAUAUGCGCUUUGGAACAACUCUAGGUGCCAACUACAAUCUAGAAGACGCCUUGUGGUCUGGUCUUACCGAUACCUACUGCAAAUUACCUAUGGCCCUUACUGCUGAGAACUUAGCAGAUCAGUAUAAAAUUUCACGUGAGCGUGUUGAUGAAUUCUCGUUGCGCUCGCAGAAAAAUUGGGAAAAGGGACAGAAAGAAGGUGCAUUCAAAGCUGAAAUUACGCCUUUCAAAUUAAAGGUAAAGGGUAAGGAGUUCGAUUUUGCUGUCGAUGAACAUCCCAGACCUCAAACUACAUUAGAGGGCUUGGCCAAAUUGCCAUCAUUGUUUAAGAAGAACGGAGUUGUUACUGCUGGAACAGCUUCUGGUAUCUGCGACGGCGCUUCAGCAGUAAUAUUGGCUUCUGAGGAAGCUCUCAAGGAAUACAACUUAAAACCGUUGGCUCGUUUGGUUGCUUAUUCGUAUGUUGGUUGUCCACCAGAAAUUAUGGGCAUUGGUCCAGUUUCCGCUAUUAACAACGUUUUAAAAUUGACUGGCAAAAAAAUUGAUGACAUCGAUCUAAUUGAAAUCAACGAAGCUUUUGCUGCCCAAACUUUGGCUUGUGCUGAUGCUCUUGGUUUGGAUAUGAACAAAUUGAAUGUUAAUGGCGGCGCCAUUGCAUUGGGACAUCCAUUGGGUGCCAGUGGCAACCGUAUUAUGGGUCAUUUGGCCCAUGAGAUGCAACGCAAAAAUCUUAAAUAUUCGAUUGGAUCUGCUUGCAUUGGAGGAGGUCAAGGAAUUGCUCUAUUAAUUGAGUCUUGUUAAAAA
Musca vetustissima is the source of this 1269-nucleotide messenger RNA. It is a transcript of the gene yip2, whose product is annotated as 3-ketoacyl-CoA thiolase, mitochondrial. Gene Ontology annotation, molecular function: acetyl-CoA C-acetyltransferase activity. Gene Ontology annotation, biological process: fatty acid beta-oxidation. The record is from RefSeq and is a predicted model, not a curated record. NCBI's taxonomy places the organism in Eukaryota, Metazoa, Arthropoda, Insecta, Diptera, Muscidae. The transcript has 6 exons. The coding region runs from base 1 to 1266 and encodes 421 amino acids.